This is a messenger RNA of Lepisosteus oculatus (spotted gar), 3452 nucleotides long. RefSeq names its product karyopherin alpha 4 (importin alpha 3) (gene kpna4). Gene Ontology annotation, biological process: NLS-bearing protein import into nucleus. The record is from RefSeq and is a predicted model, not a curated record. Gene Ontology annotation, cellular component: cytoplasm; nucleus. Lineage: Eukaryota; Metazoa; Chordata; Actinopteri; Semionotiformes; Lepisosteidae. Gene Ontology annotation, molecular function: nuclear import signal receptor activity; protein binding.
GGCAUUCCCACAACCCCCUGCGAGGAAGCCAGAGAAAAGAGUCCGGUAACUGGAGGGGCUGAGAGAAAAGAAACACACGAAAGAGAUACGUCGCCCAAAUCAUAGUAAUUACAAAUACAUAUUUUUUUUUCCCCCAACAUGGCCGACAACGAGAAACUGGAUAAUCAGCGGCUGAAGAAUUUCAAAAACAAGGGCCGGGAUUUGGAGACAAUGAGAAGACAGAGGAAUGAGGUGGUUGUGGAACUUCGCAAGAAUAAGAGAGAUGAACACUUACUGAAAAGGAGAAAUGUCCCUCAUGAAGAUAUUUGUGAUGACUCUGAUGUAGAUGGCGAUUACAGAGUGCAAAAUACGUCUUUAGAAGCAAUAGUACAAAAUGCUUCCAGUGACAACCAAGGCAUACAGUUAAACGCUGUGCAGGCGGCAAGGAAGCUGUUGUCAAGUGAUCGGAACCCACCAAUUGAUGACUUAAUAAAAUCUGGCAUUUUACCUAUACUAGUUCAUUGUCUGGAAAGAGAUGACAACCCUUCCUUACAAUUUGAAGCUGCCUGGGCUUUGACAAACAUUGCCUCUGGAACGUCAGAACAGACACAAGCAGUUGUUCAGUCAAAUGCUGUUCCUCUUUUCUUAAGAUUAUUGCACUCUCCACAUCAAAAUGUUUGUGAACAGGCGGUCUGGGCCCUGGGCAAUAUCAUUGGGGACGGACCUCAGUGCAGAGAUUACGUCAUCAGCCUAGGCGUAGUGAAACCCCUGCUGUCCUUCAUCAGCCCAUCUAUCCCUAUUACCUUUCUUCGCAAUGUCACCUGGGUGAUGGUUAAUCUCUGUCGUCACAAGGAUCCACCUCCACCAAUGGAAACCAUUCAGGAGAUUCUUCCUGCUUUGUGUGUCCUGAUACAUCACACGGAUGUGAAUAUUUUGGUUGACACAGUCUGGGCUCUGUCCUACCUAACAGAUGCUGGAAAUGAGCAGAUUCAGAUGGUUAUUGAUUCAGGAAUAGUUCCUCAUUUGGUGCCUCUCCUUAGCCAUCAGGAAGUCAAAGUACAGACUGCAGCACUGAGAGCCGUUGGCAAUAUCGUGACUGGUACAGACGAGCAGACGCAAGUGGUUCUCAACUGUGAUGCUCUGUCCCACUUCCAAGCUCUCCUUACUCACCCAAAAGAAAAGAUCAAUAAGGAGGCAGUGUGGUUCUUAUCAAACAUAACUGCAGGGAAUCAGCAGCAAGUUCAAGCUGUUAUCGAUGCCAAUCUUGUGCCAAUGAUCAUACAUCUGUUGGACAAGGGGGAUUUUGGUACUCAGAAGGAGGCUGCCUGGGCAAUUAGUAAUCUCACCAUAAGUGGAAGAAAAGAUCAGGUGGCAUACCUUAUCCAGCAGCAAGUCAUUCCACCUUUCUGCAGCCUACUCAUCGUUAAAGAUGCACAAGUUGUUCAAGUAGUGUUGGAUGGACUGAGUAAUAUCUUGAAAAUGGCAGACGAUGAGGCAGACACUAUUGCUAAUUUGAUUGAAGAAUGUGGAGGUUUGGAAAAGAUUGAACAGUUACAGAAUCAUGAAAAUGAGGAUAUCUAUAAAUUGGCCUAUGAAAUUAUUGAUCAGUUCUUCUCAUCGGAUGAUAUUGAUGAAGAUUCUAGCCUGGUUCCAGAAGCAAUCCAGGGUGGAACUUAUGGUUUCAAUUCAUCAGCUAACGUGCCAACAGAAGGGUUCCAGUUCUAAAAAGCUUCCCAAUCUGGAGUUAACGUCAUGAUGCAGCACUGUAAAACGAAAUUUGAUCCAUUGUGCUCGGCUCAUGGGAUCCACUGCUGCAUUUAAUCCGAGAGAAAUGUGUGGAUUUCGUUUGGCAUCCAGGGAAAGCCCAAAUGAAGUUGUGAUGGCGAGUGGGUGCGAGUGAGAAUGAGUGGCUAAAUGUUGCAAAAUCUACACUGAAUGCUUUGAAGAUGUUUCGAGUAACUGCAAGUUAUUAGAGGUCUUCAACAAAGGGGGAUCAGAGAACCAAGGUAAUUUGAAAGAUUUGAUGAAAGCAUCAUAUCAUAGCUUGUGGACUUGUUGCUGACAAAGCUGGAAAAUAGUCAACAUUUGUCAAAGUCCAGAGCGCCACAACCAAGGCCUUGCUAUGAAGCACUGUGUGAAUGAACCCAUGUAUGAAUGUCUGGACUCAGUGGUGUGGAGCCAGGUUCAUCUCUAAUGCAGGGCUCUUCGUUUGUGAAGCAGACUCCAAAGUCCAGGAGCGCGGCGUGUGUACGAGAGUAUGGGCGGAGUAUGGGUGUGGUGUAUGUGAACGCAUGCAAAACUUAAUGUGCCUGUAAAAGGCUGAAUUAAUAAAUCCCAGAAGGAAAAACACCAAAAUUUUGCAUUAGUAUUAAAUUACACUGGACAUAAAUUCGGCAGGUUGAGCAGCAGUGCAUUGUAAGAUAUAUUCAGUAGUUUCUGGUUGACUCUUGCAUCCAGUGUUUACCUUUUUUUUCCCUUUUCCUUUUUUAAUUUUUAUUUCUAAAAUUUUUACAGCUUUUAUUUUAGAUGCUUGUGUAAAACUAGAAAUUACAGGAAGGCUCCCCCUGUACUUCUGCACCAGAGGUUGGUUUGAUGCUGUGAAUCUUUCCAUAUCAUCACCUUUUACAAACCAAAUAAACUUACUUGUGUAAGUUAGCUUCCUGCAUGAAUAAGAGUGAAGUUUUUCUAUGGAGCAAAUCACUGCUUUGCAGUACUGUUGCCAUAAUGAAGUGCUUCAACUUUACAUCACAAGAAUAUAAAAUGUCCAUUUUAUGUUACAUUGUGAAUCACUAUAACCUUUGCAUGUACUAAACUACAGCAUAGCAAAUUUUAGGUAUUUGUUUUAGAUUGUACACAGUGGAAUUACUUUUUUAGGGUACUGUGGUGUUUAAAUAGUCUUUUUUGACUAAUUUCUGAUUUUCAUAUAUGGAACAUCCUUAAUUUGCACAUGAACUGCUGAGGAAGGACUGAUUUGGAAAAGGGUGUGCACAGAUGUAUAAAUCAAUUGUUCCUGCACCUUUAACAAUAUGCAUACUUUUACUUUUUUUUUACUUUAGCCACGAACAAUCCAUUAUGAGCCACUUCAGGAGUUAUUUAAUCAAUGACUUAAAUGCUUGUUUAAAAAAUGGAAAUAUGCUUCUCAUUUGAGUUAUACAAGUUCUCUUUAAGGUGGCUCAUUGUAGGAAAAGCUGUGCCUUUCUCUCUAGAGCACAAGUGAUGCAUGAACAAGUUUGCUGUAUUUAAGUACAUCCAAGGUUGACCACAAUUAGCCUGUCAAUUUAAGUAAUUUUGAACACUGUAGAAUGUAUUUCAUUUGUGGUCAUAACCUUUUGUUGAACUAGGCUAUUUCUUUCGCAGCAUUCCUUGUCAGCAAAGAUGUGGUUUCAAAAUGAAAGGAAAAGGGAUAGUCUGCUUAACCUGUUACGUUAGACUACAGGCUAGCUUGUCUUUAACAAAAUAAAUAUUGAAACCCA